AAGCGCUACGGUACGGACGGAUCGGAUUUUCCGUGCGCUGUGUCUUGGUGCGGUGGCGGGUGCGAGCAAAGAAAAAAGAAAACCACGACUACCACGAUCACUUUCUUGCCCAUCGUGACGUACAAGCUUGUUUUGUUGUGUCCCGAGUGUACUUUGUGAACAGGAAAAUGGCACUUGCCACCAGCUAAUCUUCUGAAACGCGAUUCCCUCCUCACGAUGUAAGGCGGAUUGGAUGCAGCAAAUAGGAUCGACGGUGAUCAAAAGGGAAAGCAGUCAGUAUCAUUUGUUUGCUGCCAAUACGCUUUGGCAGUGGUUUUCGCGAUAGGUUCACUGGGGCUGGGGUUUUUUUUCUGCUCUCCACCAUUCCUUUUCCGGUUCGAAAUCCAACCCCGAUCAUCGUAAUAUCGUUUCGCAAUGGCAGCUGCCUAAAGGGUGGCAAAGUGUCGGAAGUGUACCGAUCAUCCGGCAGCCCGAUGGUGAUUGCUGUUUGUUGUGUAGUUUUAAUUAAAAAAGUAGUGUCCUCCCCGGGGCGGUGCAGUGUGACCUGGUGGAAAGUGUUGUUGAGUAACAGGAACAAAACGGCUUUCCCCGGCGUGUUCGAUGGUAGUGUGUUCAAUGGGGUAAACUUUUGCUCGUUACGGUCCCACUCACAGGCCCGAGGUUUUGUUGGGCCUUUCGAGGAAAUGGAAAGCGAAACCCCACGGACGGUUCUGUUGCUGUGUGUCAGCUGCUGUGAUGGCGCUCGUGUCCGAUUUAUUGCGUUUCCGUUGCGUUUCGAUUCGUGCUAAUGAUGGUGUGUGGCGGGGCAAUUAAAGAUUUGCGUUGCACAUUGAAUCCGUCGGAUUGUAGUGCUCUUUAUGGCUUUUCCAUCCGAGAAUCGAUCUUUAUGCGCGAAAUGUAGCGAAAGCGCAGUGAGCUGUUCGUUGCCUAGCGUUCAAGCUCAAGUUCAAGUGUCGCGGUGUUGGGGCACGCCAAAAAGGCCUGCCCUGAAUUACUAAUCAGCCAUAAAUUUUCCGAUGUAACAAGUGAUUCGGGAAGUGAACAUCACCGAAACAGUGUGCCAAAAGAAAAUCUGUGUUUGUGAGCGGAAAAAAAAGGAAAUAGCAAUCAUAAAUCGUACCUCGCUAAAGUGUAACUGUAAGGCGAACGAGAGAAAAAGAAUCCUCAGAAGGGGAAAGAUAAGCAAAAAAAAAUCUCUCUCUCGUAAGGUGAAGUCAGUUGCAAAGUGUGUCUUUAUAACUUGUGCUCGUUUGGAUGGCGAUAGCCAUCUCGUGAGGCUCGCGAGAAACGUUUCGGGGAAAAGUGCAGGAAAGGCGGAGCACAACUCCCAAAUGAAAUGAAUGUAGGAAUCAACGGAACAGCACCGGAGGCAACGAACAGGUACUGAGAAACUGUUCGCUCGGCUCGGCUGCCUCCUAAUGUGAUUGUAAAUACCGUGCCGAUUCGUAGUUACCGCCGCGUCACCCCAUGCAGCCAGCACAAAUGUCGCCCCUAGGAAGCCGGAGCUGGCGGGCGAGCUUUAGCAUCUCGUGCACCGUCGUCGCCGGAUGGUGCAUACAGUGAGCGUUUUACGGGCGCCUUAAUUAAGCGGGCAAGCAAACAGCAGAAGGCGUGACCACGGGAUGGAACGAACUGUUGUCCCGCGCUUUAGUGACACGUUUGUCGAUCGGUUCGAACAUUCGAAGUGUGAAAAAAUUCAGUGAAAUUCCACCAAAACAAAAAAAUAAAAGUCUCAAACGAACAAUAAGCACAAAAGCGUGUCAAUGUGCACCGCCAAAAAAUCACACACCGAUCGUGCAUAAUGAACGGCUCGAACGUCGACUACGAGGUGCAUCACCUGCUGCUCGGCAAUGGAAGCAGCAGUGGUGGUAGUAGUAGUAGUGGUGGCGGUGGCGCCACCUACGGCCAGGAAGCGGCGUUGGGCAGCAAUCUUAGCGCCCGGAUAGUGUCCAGCAACGAGAGUGUGCUAACGAUCGUGUCCUGCUACGAUGACUACCUGCCGAACGAGCUGCUGGUGGAGUUCGAGUUCUGGAUCAGCGGUGUGGUGAUGAACGUGGUCGCACUGAUCGGCAUCCUGGGAAAUAUUUUCUCGAUGGUGAUCCUGUCCCGGCCCCAGAUGCGUUCCAGCAUCAACUAUCUGCUGAUCGGGCUGGCUCGCUGUGAUACGGUGCUGAUCCUAACCUCCGUACUCAUCUUCGGCCUGUGUGCGAUCUAUCCGCACACGGGCUACCUGUACUACUAUCACUAUCAGAUCUUUCCCAAGAUUUCGCUCGUCGUGUACCCGCUGGCGAUGAUCGCCCAGACGGCUAGCGUGUAUCUUACGCUCACGGUCACGCUCGAACGGUACGUGGCCGUUUGUCAUCCGUUGCGGGCCCGCGCCCUCUGCACGUACGGUAGGGCCCGGCUGUACGUGGUGGGCAUACUGAUCUUUUCGAUCCUGUACAACCUGCCCCGGUUUUGGGAGGUGACGCUCAUAUCCUCCACCCAUCCGGACACCGGGCUGGUGAUCUACUGCGUGAAAGCGUCCGACAUGCGUACGAACGAGACGUACAUCAAGGUGUACAUCCACUGGCUGUACAUGAUCUUCGUGUACUUUCUACCGUUCAGCUUGAUCUCGUUCUUUAACCUGAUGAUCUACCGGCAGGUGCGGCGAGCGAACAAGGAACGGCAACGAUUGUCGCGCUCGGAAAAGCGCGAGAUCGGGCUCGCGACCAUGCUGAUCUGCGUGGUGAUCGUGUUUCUGCUCUGCAACCUGCCCGCCAUGAUGAUCAACAUCGUGGAAGCGUUCUACAGCGUGAUCAUCGAGUAUAUGGUGAAGGUGUCCAACCUGCUCGUCACCAUCAACUCGAGCGUCAACUUCUUCAUCUACGUCAUCUUUGGCGAGAAGUUUAAGCGCAUCUUCCUGUUGCUUUUUUGCAAACCCCGCGGCCGCCAAUCACCGGAUGACGGUCUUAUCCAUGACGACAGCUCCUUCUCGAACGGAGACGCCAGCAAUCGGAACUCGGGCCGUUUCCAGCGGGUCGGGACCACGCGCAGCACCUCGACCAAGCUGAGCAACUGCAGCAUGCGCACGAUCCGGACGACGGUCCGGAGUACGCGGGCGCCAUCGCCCGGCCCGAUCGUGUACUAUCCGGCACGGGAAACGCUGCCACGGCUCACGCAACCGCCAACGAUCACCCGCAGCAGCUCGAUGUUCCCCGACUGGAGCAACGGCCGGGGGGGCGAGAAUGGGACCAACGGGGGCAUUAUGAUGGCGUCGUCCGGAUUCUAGGUUGGAGCGUGUACAGCAACAGCACUGAGGUUUCGAGCUUUAAUCCGUAGCCAGUUUUCAUUUCCGUGGCCUCCUAGUGGCUACACACUUUAGGGAUGGGGUGGAGGGUGUGAUUUAUGUUUGUCCCAAACCGACCCACCAAACCCGGAUAGAUAGAGGGAAGGAAGCGGAAAUCGUUCCAUGGGAGAAUCGUGACCAUCGGACUGCUCCAUGCUGAUCCACAUCCAGUCAAUCGGGAGGAGGAAGCCGGGAGGUAGAAUUGAGUUUUACAUUUUUGCACCCAUUUUAAUGACACGCGAAAAGUGCUACUCUUGCUAAAGCCAACAGGACAGGGCAGAACCGAGGUAAAAGAAAGUACGUUGAUAAUUAGGACACUUCAGUCUUCAGACACAGAAUGGCCAUUAUGUACGCUUCUUCGGCACAUCCGCUCUUAUCGUGUUCGCACUUCGCACCGUUCCACUUGGGCGCUCGCUCCUGCUCCCGGCCUUAAUUGUGAUUAAUGAGGCGCGUGUCCUGCAAUCGCGGCACAUCCUGCUGAGCACCCUGAUGAACGGUACUAAUCGAACGGUGUAGAGGCACUGUUGAAAGUAGGGAGAAGUCUUACUCCAUACUGCGAGUUCCGCCGUACAUUGCUCACCGUCAAAGUUGCUCCACUGAGGCUGGGCCGGAUGAUGGUGAAACGAUCGUCCUUUUUUUUGUUAUUCCACAACCAGAACUGGAACGGUGAUUGUUUAAUAGACAAACUUUUGAGUGGUUUAACGGUGGAUGAGAGACUAAGAGAGAGUUAGUUGUCAGGAAAAUUUUAAAAUCUAAGUUCUGAUUAUUGGGAAAAAACGGGCUAACCGACAACACAUUUCAAUCUGAAUUAUGUUAUGUGGUUUUCCUUUCGUUCAUUUUUCUUAUUAACACAUUCGAGAAAUUUAGAGCACAAUAAGACGAAAAAAGACAUCCUUAAGAAUUCAAAGCGUUGGAUCCAUCCUCCUCAUUUUUCAACUUCAUUCGGAUGACUUAGAGGAUCUAAGAGUUCGUCCCCAUAGGAAUCGAGUUCGACCGUUGGAUGCAACGAGUCCGGCUCGACCCGUAGGGAAAACGAUUUCAGGUCGACCCGUGUGAUCGACGAUUCACUCGAUCUCAUGGCACCCACGGGUCCUCGUACGAACUCGGAAUAAGAUCCGAGCUAUUCCGGCUUGCUAACGGAUGGCUCCGGCUGUUUUCAACGUUUCAACCAACCACAAGAUGUACAGAUUGCCAGAUUCAGAUAGCUUAAAGCCACCUAGGAACUACUUUCUAAGCGCCUAGCUACCAACUUAUUGCUCCAUUCUGUUGACCCACUCGCAAUCAUUGCUAGUCAACCACGAAGUUUUUUCAACACAAAACCUAUAACAAAAACGACAUACCUACUUCUUUGCCUCGAUCUAACCGUAACGUCUUUCUAAUUGCCAGUCGAAAUUACUUUUUUCCUCGGACUGAAGCUUUCUUUUUUCACUUAACAUUUUUCAACUUUUACCACCACGUUUCGUUGCUGUGGGGGGGGGGCAGUUAAAUAAAUCGCUGCCUGAUGCAAAGUAAAUGUGCUGUACAUUUUUGGUUUUUCUUUCUCUGUCGGACACAAACACACACAGACAAAAGCAAUCAUACGGAAAGUCCCUGCUCGAGAGGGCAUCCGGAAUUAAGUGAACCAUUCUUUACAGCCGUAGGAUUUUCCACAAGGAAAACUUUUAAUCCAUCCCAUCAGCCACCGAAUGUUCUCGCUUGGCAUGGGUCGUUUGGGGCCAGUCGAACAGUGGAUGGAGCACAAAGCACCUCGGAAGACACUAGCCGUGCCGUGUCGUGCUGCGAAUGAGAUUGUUUUCUUGCUGUUAUUUGUGUUUUUAAUUUAGUUUCCUGUUUCGCUCCUGGAGUAGUCCGAGCGAGAGAGAGAGGGAGCGACAGGACACCAAAGUCGCCCAGGUCAGAAUUUAAUCUAACCGGAUCGGAUCGGACGGUGAGAACGAUUUGUCACGGUCAACCCAGCGGCAACAGAGAUUGAGGCGUAGAAUCGUCUCGAUGAAACAGUAGCGCGAAAAGAUGAAAAGAUUUCAACCGAAUUAUCUGCAUUGGGGGAGAAGGGCAACGCAAAGUGGUCCCUUGUUUGGGUGUUAUAUUAUGUUAAGUUUGAACCAAACCCGAUCGCUUGUCGAACUGCUGGACGGACGCUCGUCCCGUCGACGCAGUAUUGUAGUAGUUGCAUUUGUUUCCGCUUAGUUUUGUAGGUCUUAUCUAUAUCUACCUCACUAGGUUACUAGUCUGCCCCAAAUAGGUUCCCCAAAUACUCACCCUCUCUCUCUCACACACACACACACUAGUGUAAAUGUUAUUGAAUAAGCUUGUUAUGUUAUGUUUUAGCUCACACGCUCAAAAUCUCCACCAUCCUAACUGAUAGCAAAAGGGUUUUGGUUCACUGAGAAGCUAAAAGCGCUAGCUAUACAAGAAUCGGCGGUUCCGUGGGGUAAAAUGCUACAAAUUAAAAAUGGAUUGGGAGGUAGAAAUUAUGUAAAACCAGCGCCUAACUGAUCACAACAGACAAAAACACGUCUUAAACAUUCAAUUAGGAAAAACCAAAAGUGAGAGACAACCCCUCGUACUGAGGGCAGAAUCAGCGGAUUUUACACUACUGUAAAUACUGUUAAACGAUGUACAUAGGAAAUCUUUUCUGUUUCGAGAAACAGUAGUAAAAGAUCGCACAAAAGCAAAAAGAACUAAUUCAAGCAAAAAAACCGGACACAAACUCACGAACAGUUGUUUGUAAGAAAUAAAGUGUAAGAAAUAAAGAAGGAUGGUGCAACAUGCACAUUAAAAGAGAAAAAUAUUUAAAAAACAUAAAACAAGCAAAAAGACCAAAAUCAAAAGAGUAGUGUAGAGAAGAAAAAGGUUAAGUAAAAGCGGACAAAGCUAGCAAAACAAAAAAAAAGAUAAACAAAAGAGAGAGAGAGAGAGAGAGAGAGAGAGAGAGAGAGAUGAAAGAAAAACGACAUGAAACUAAAAUAGAAAAAAGAAAAACCAACAAUACCAAAACCUGUGCUGUAACUAUUAUUGUUGCUUUUUUUUGAACAAACAAAAGAACUAUUACAAAAAAGAAACAAAACGGAUGAUGAGCAAAAUGUGUAAAUAUGUUCAAUGUGUAUAAAAAGAAAAGGAAACACUGAUCAGCUUAUAUAUUUAUUUCAAUUCCCACACAGACACACGUAAAGAAAAUUCAUUGUGAAAGGAAAAUAAGGAAGUAGCUAGAACGAUAUGGAAACAAAACGAAGAAAAACACACACCCAGACACACUAUGAUACCUAUCAACGUUGUAAAGGAAAACAAACAAAAAAGUGUUUAAAAAACGCGGGAAGCAAAAAACGCUUAACGGAGCGCACUCGAAACACUAUCUAAAAUAAAAUCAUCCUUUCGCGGAAGAAAUCUGGAUUUCCCGUACGAACGGAAAACGGAGGAAAACUUCAA
Molecule: messenger RNA, 6754 nt
Organism: Anopheles stephensi (Asian malaria mosquito)
Lineage: Eukaryota; Metazoa; Arthropoda; Insecta; Diptera; Culicidae
Product: FMRFamide receptor-like
Exons: 5
Coding region: 1802-3271 (489 amino acids)
Biological process (GO): G protein-coupled receptor signaling pathway
Cellular component (GO): membrane
Molecular function (GO): G protein-coupled receptor activity
Source: RefSeq, a predicted model, not a curated record